AUGCCAACUUCAGAUUUGCAGAUGAUAGAAGGGAGGUGGCAUAUACGUACUAGAGAAACGAAGGAGAAGCAUAAAUUCAAAAUAAAAACAAAAGAUUCAAAAAGCGGAGCCCAAAAUUCGAAAAAUAAUGAACAUGUGACAGACAUAUACAGUGAGUAUGAAGUGUACCAGGCAUCCAAAUCAUGUAGCAGCCUCGACGAUUUUGUGAAAAUGCUGGAUCGAGCUUCAGCAGCAGAACACAAAACAGUUCAGGAGAUUCUGCUUACUGCGACUCCUGCUGGAAAUACAUGUCUUCAUGUGGCAGCUAAGCAUGCGAAUAAAGACGUGGUGGAUUACGUAAGAGCAAAUUAUCCACCUCUGUUGUUGAACAAGAAUUACAAUGGAGACACUGCAUUGCAUCUUGCUGCAAAAGCUGGACAUGAAUCAAUUGUGACUGCCCUGGUGCAAAUUCAUCGCCACUCAAUUUCAUUCCGAAUGUCUCAACGUUCAGAAGCAGAUGAGAACAAUCUAUUAAGGGCAAAGAACGAAAGAGGAAACACAGCCCUGCAUGAAGCACUAAUCCACGGGUGGGAUUCGAUUGCCAAAUACUUGAUUCAAUACGAUCCUGCGGGAUUAUAUAUCCAAAACAAGAAAGGAGAAUCUGCGUUCUACUUGGCAGCCAAAGCCGGUUUUGCAAAUUGUUUCCAAGGUCGCCACAUGGAUGUAGGGUUCGAGGAAAAUUUUCCCAUUCGAGCAGCAAUGGAGGGGAAGAGCGAAGAAGUUUUGGAAUUGAUGUAUGAAAAUCCAAGUAUCAUGCAAUCAAGAGAUGUCGAAGGGAGAACUCCACUUCACCAUGCAGCUUCAUUAGGUUAUCUUGAAGUUGUUCGUGACUUGCUAAAGCACUACACUCCCGGUGCCAAUGAAAGAAAUCACGACGAAAGUGGUUCCUUACCCAUUCACCUAGCAUCAAAGGGAGGCCAUCUUGGUAUUGUCGAGCUUCUGCUUCAACACUCGUACGAUGCGGAGGAGUUGCUCGACAACAGUGGCCGCAAUAUCUUGCACGUUGCUGCUGAGAAUGGAAGAUAUAACAUUGUUAGUUACGUUCUAAAGAAUCCUGGUCUGGAGAACCUUAUAAACAUGAAAGAUAAGCACGGAAGUACACCCUUGCAUUUGGCCACCACGCACUGGCACCCCAAAAUUGUCAGUGCAUUGACAUGGGACAACAGAGUUGACAUUGAGUUAGUCGAUGACAAGGGGAUGACAGCUCUAGAUACGGCUGAGUGUCACAUGUCGGAUAAUCCCCCGUUUCGCCAGCGUUUAACUUGGGCUCCCCUGGUAGCUGCUGGCACCCCUCGAUCGAUGUCCGGCAAAACCAUACGUAGACAGACUUCAAUAAGGAGCUCAAACUUGGAAAACUACAAGGACAGAGUUAACACUCUCUUGCUUGUAGCGACUCUCGUUGCCACCGUCACCUUUGCAGCCGGCUUCACUUUGCCAGGUGGAUAUAACAGCUCCGACACAGAUUUAGCGGGAAUGGCAACAAUGAUUAAACACAAGGGAUUCCAUUUGUUCAUUUUCUGCGACACAAUAGCAAUGUACAGCUCCAUCGUUGUCGUUGUGGCUCUAAUUUGGGGUCAAUUAGGCGAUCUCGCCUUAGUGAUCAAUGUCCUCAUGUGGGCCCUGCCUUUGCUUGGGAUUGCUCUUACUAUGAUGUCCAUGGCUUUCAUGGCAGGGGUAUUCCUAGUCGUCAGCAAAAUCAGGUGGCUUGGUACUAUUGUAUUAGUCAUAGGAAUCCCGUUUCUUGUGAUUUUGUCCAUCCUCCUCUUUCCGUUAUGCACUCCCUUUACUUCAAGAAACCCGGUGCUCCGCUAUGUAUCCUACUAUUCCUACUAUCUGGUGCUAUUAGCAAUCAGCAACGAGCCAACCGACUAG
Molecule: messenger RNA, 1911 nt
Organism: Erythranthe guttata (spotted monkey flower)
Lineage: Eukaryota; Viridiplantae; Streptophyta; Magnoliopsida; Lamiales; Phrymaceae
Product: protein ACCELERATED CELL DEATH 6
Cellular component (GO): plasma membrane
Molecular function (GO): protein binding
Source: RefSeq, a predicted model, not a curated record